This is a messenger RNA of Medicago truncatula (barrel medic), 441 nucleotides long. RefSeq lists its product as uncharacterized. The transcript has a single exon. Bases 1 to 441 code for a protein of 146 amino acids. The record is from RefSeq and is a predicted model, not a curated record. NCBI's taxonomy places the organism in Eukaryota, Viridiplantae, Streptophyta, Magnoliopsida, Fabales, Fabaceae.
AUGGCAUAUCCAUCGCGGAGAUCUCACCUUUUAUUUGCAGAGGACUGCUUUUUAUUUUUCAGGGCAGAGGAGAAGGAAGCACAAGUUAUGAAGAACAUUUUUCAUAAAUAUGAAAUAGCAUCCGGGCAAGCCAUUAGCCUUUCAAAGUCUGAAGUUUUCUUUAGCACUGUUGUUCCAUCUCCUAUUAAGGAUACCAUCACCAACAUCCUAGGAGUCAGAGCGGUAGUGGGAACUGGGAAAUAUCUUGGUCUUCCGUCUAUGGUGGGUCGAAGCAAAGAGGCAACAUUUGGUUUCAUUAAGGACUGUAUUUGGCACAAAAUUAAUAGUUGGAGUAGCAAGUGCUUAUCCAAGGCUAGUAGAGAGGUAAUGAUCAAAUCAGUACUCCAGUAUAUUCCAUCUUAUAUUAUGAGUGUAUUUUUGCUCCCAGAUAAAGCUAGUUGA